Eruca vesicaria subsp. sativa (arugula) is the source of this 627-nucleotide messenger RNA. Lineage: Eukaryota; Viridiplantae; Streptophyta; Magnoliopsida; Brassicales; Brassicaceae. The record is from the annotation of a GenBank genome assembly.
AUGGGUGCAUCAGAUUCAAGGCUAAUAGGGGGUCAGGGAAAGGGAAGGGGAGAUGUGAUAACGACAAUAUCUAAUCGAUCCGAAAGGGUGGAUCCCCUUCUCGAGACUCUUAAAUCCCUCUCCGUCAGUAGGCCAAUAUUGAAGUCAGCUUCUCUCACAGAUAGUAGUUUAACUGACAUCUUAGUUAGGAAAGCUCUAUCUUCUUCUUCUUCUUCUUCUUCAUAUACGGUGGAUCCUCAAAUACUUGUUGAGCUCUUCUCCAUUUUCCGUGAAUGCCUAGACUGCAAAGCUCAAUAUAUUACCAACACACAGGAAGAUAUAGAAAACAAGAUAGAAGUUGCAGAUGCUUUGGCCUCUAAACUUCUACAGAGGUUUAACCACUCCGUUUCUGCUAUGAGGACCACUUCCCUUCAUUUAUCUCAUGUUCAUGGGUUGCAGGUGGAGCUUGGAGAACUCAAAGGAAGGUUGACAGAGGUGAUCAACAACUGCGAUUCUUUAUGUAAAAGACUUGAUGCAGAGGGACCUGAAUCCUUAAGGUCAACAGUGACUCCCUUUAUUCUUGCACCUCCUGAUUCCGUCAGUAUCAACACUACUACUACUGUUCUGUCUUCUGAACACCAGGAAUAA